AUGGAAAUGAAAAUCUUCCAAAAUACAUACAGUGCAGAUAAACCAAAUUAUGAAAUUUACGUUGGCUAUGUAGCCAGCAAAACCAUUUAUGUAGCUGAUAAUGACAUUUACAACUGUGUUAACAAUAAUAAAACUACAAAAAGUUUCAAUCAUAGAUAUAUUUGUUUCACCAAAACAAUCAAUACCUGUACCAUCAUCCUCAUCCACUAA
Messenger RNA from Dictyostelium purpureum, 210 nucleotides. RefSeq lists its product as uncharacterized. NCBI's taxonomy places the organism in Eukaryota, Evosea, Eumycetozoa, Dictyosteliales, Dictyosteliaceae. The record is from RefSeq and is a predicted model, not a curated record. Bases 1 to 210 code for a protein of 69 amino acids. The transcript has a single exon.